AUGUCAUACGACCAACUCUCCAACCUCGAGUCCGGGCGUCAAGGCGGCUACAGCGACGACCCAGGCUUCCAGGAACUCCAGCACCAACUCAAGGGCAAGCUGCAGACGCUGUUGAUCAGCAACCGCGAUCUCUCCAAGAAUGUCGGUGUAUUGGGCACAAAGAAGGACACGCCUCGCCUCCGCGAGCGCGUGCACAAGAGCAUGGAGAAUGCGCGAUACCUCUGCAAAGAGAUUGGCGAGGGAGUGAAGCGGUUGCAGACCUGGGAAGACCUCACGAAACAGCAAAAGUACGAGCAAACCAAAGUGUCAAGCGAUUUCCAAGCCGCCCUACAAGAGUUCCAGGACCUGCAAAGAAAAGCCUUGGACAAGGAAAAGGCAUCAGUCAGUGCCGCGCGCGCGGCCCACGAUUCCGAACAAUCCCAGACAAUUGCCGUCGGCGACCAUGAGCAGCAACAACUCCUGCAGCAACAGCAACAGCAGGAACUGUCGCAAUUAGCACCCCAGCACGAGGUAGACUUCCAGGAGGCUCUGAUCAUCGAACGGGAAGAGGAAAUUCGCAACAUCGAAGAAGGUGUUGGGGACUUGAAUGUGCUGUUUCGCCAAGUGGCCCAUAUGGUGUCGGAGCAAGAACACACCAUUAACAGCAUUGUCGACAACGUGGAAAGCACCUACGACAAUACCAGGGGUGCCGACAGGGAAACCCGCCAGGCGGCGAGAUAUCAAAAGGCUGCUCGAAACAAGAGCUGCUGCUUGCUGCUCAUCCUCGCAGUCAUUCUCACCAUUGUCAUCUUGGCAGUUGUUCUGGGAUAG
Molecule: messenger RNA, 810 nt
Organism: Pochonia chlamydosporia 170
Lineage: Eukaryota; Fungi; Ascomycota; Sordariomycetes; Hypocreales; Clavicipitaceae
Product: target SNARE coiled-coil domain-containing protein
Exons: 2
Coding region: 1-810 (269 amino acids)
Biological process (GO): Golgi to vacuole transport; intracellular protein transport; vesicle fusion
Cellular component (GO): membrane; endomembrane system; SNARE complex
Molecular function (GO): SNARE binding; SNAP receptor activity
Source: RefSeq, a predicted model, not a curated record